Molecule: messenger RNA, 846 nt
Organism: Trichophyton verrucosum HKI 0517
Lineage: Eukaryota; Fungi; Ascomycota; Eurotiomycetes; Onygenales; Arthrodermataceae
Product: GIY-YIG catalytic domain containing protein
Exons: 1
Coding region: 1-846 (281 amino acids)
Biological process (GO): double-strand break repair via homologous recombination
Cellular component (GO): Slx1-Slx4 complex
Molecular function (GO): 5'-flap endonuclease activity; crossover junction DNA endonuclease activity
Source: RefSeq, a predicted model, not a curated record
AUGGAGACUAAGGUUCGAAUAUGUUCGAAAACAGGAAGACGCCUGGCUACAAAGUCAAGUAACCCCCGAGAGUCAAUGACAAGCACUAUGGCCCGUUUACAUGUUCUUUUGCGUUCACCAUACUUUUCAAGCUGGCCCUUGCAAGUGCGGUUUUUCAAUACAGAUAUUCAUCGUGUCUGGCGAGGCUGGGCCGAGAGUGCUAGUACAUUUGUUCCGGAACAUAUCAGCUUUGAGACUGAUUUUGAUGAUGGAGCCUUAUCUGGGGAGGGUCUGCCACUUCAAAAUACCCUUCGGAAACUCGAUGUUUCGGGGAAGAACUUGAGGUCGUACCGAGAGAAGACUCAGUUCCUGCUGGAUGCUGGAGAUAAACUUGAUUGUGGUGUCUGCCGAAGCCGUCUGCGGCUGAACGAUGAUUUCGUCGUAGUCUGCUCCUCUGAAAUGUGUCGGUGCACCUCACACCUUUUGUGCCUCUCUUCUAGAUUUAUGCAUUCUGAGGAUUCUAGCAAUGACCUUGUUCCAAUGAGUGGAAGGUGUCCAGGCUGUGAAUCAAUCAUUGAAUGGCAUAUCCUGAUGAGAGAAAUGACACUCCGGAUUCGCAGCCACAGGAGAGGGACAUUCGACAAUGAUGAUUCACUGGAAGAGGAGGAUGAAGCAGGGGUCGAACUAUCCGAAGACGCCAGGAUUCAAAGUCCUAUCGACCUUCUGAGUAGUGAAGAUGACGACUUUGGACCUUCAACAUCAACAUAUGACUUAAAUGUCGAUUACCGGCGGCAACACCAACCAAUAUCAAACACGCCCGGGAAAGGGAAAAUUGACGACUGGGAUGAUGUAGAUAUAGUAGAAUGA